GGAACAGACUCAAUGCUUCACGGGAAGUAGCCCCAGUAACCCUCCCGAACUGCCGGCUCAUUAAAGGGAUUGAAAGUGGUUCAGAAGACAUUGACAUACUCCCCAAUGGACUGGCUUUCAUCAGCUCCGGCUUGAAAUAUCCAGGAUUAAAGAGCUUUGCACCAGACAAGCCAGGUGAAAUAUUUUUGAUGGAUUUGAAUGAAGACAAUCCCAGAGCAGUGGAACUGAGAAUCAGCCGAGGGUUUGAUCUGGCGUCGUUUAACCCUCAUGGAAUCAGCACCUACAUAGACAGAGACGACACCGUGUACCUCUUUGUUGUGAACCAUCCCCAUCAGAAGAGCACAGUAGAACUGUUUAAAUUUGUAGAAGACGACAGUUCUCUUGUACACCUGAAAACCAUUCAACACGACCUUCUGACAAGUGUGAAUGAUAUAGUAGCUAUGGGACCAGACAGCUUCUAUGCUACCAAUGACCACUACUUCUCCGACUUCAUCUUGAUGUUCUUGGAGAUGUUCUUGGGUUUAACUUGGUCAAAUGUUGUUUACUACAGUCCAAAAGAAGUUAAAGAAGUAGCAGCUGGGUUUUAUUCAGCCAAUGGAAUUAACAUUUCACCCGACAGAAAGUACAUCUAUGUUGCAGAUAUAUUUGAUCAUAAUGUCCAUGUUAUGGAAAAACAGGCUAAUUGGAAUUUAACCCAUGUGAAGACACUGCAGCUGGACACUCUGGUUGACAACCUGUCUAUUGACCCUCACACUGGAGACAUCUGGAUAGGAUGUCAUCCCAAUGGGAUGAAGCUGUUCUACAACGAUCCUGAAAAUCUGCCUGCCUCUGAGGUCCUGCGCAUCCAGAACAUCCUCUCGGAGGAGCCUGCGGUGACGCGCGUCUACGCCGACAACGGCUCUGUGCUGCAGGGAAGCUCGGUGGCAUCCGUCUACGAGGGAAAACUGCUCAUCGGCACAGUCUUCCACAGAGCUCUCUACUGUGAGCUAUAGCUCGUCGUGGGUAAGAUCUGCUGCGGUGGAAAGGAUUUAAUUCCUUGGGAACUCACUUAGUUUCUGCUAGAUUUGCUAACAAGACUGUUCCAAUAAAGGUUAACUUGAGUCAUGGAAAUGUAUUUUAGCCUUCCUCUCCAAAAUGGGAUUUUUACGCAAUAGUAAAGGAAAUGGAAUUGAAGGUGAGAAAUUAGUUUAUUUGUGUAAUGGGGAGAACCCCAUGUCAGUAACAAAGAGUAACCUCGAAGUUCAAAUUCAGAUUACGAAUGACUAAACUGUCAGACACAGAAUUAUCUCUUGCCACUGGAUUUCUGUUUUUGGUUUUGUGUUUGUUUUUUUUUUUUUUCUCCCAGAGAAAACUGAUUCUGUAAAUGAGAACUGGUAACUACCAGUGUGGUGUGCUUUCUUGUCACCGACCCCUGGGCUUUCCCAGGGACUCUGCUAAGGGUUCUUCUUCCCAACUCUUCUGUUGGCUUUCCCUAAUGCUUCUGAAAUAAUUGGAAGGAGAAUAAAUGUUAUUUCAAUCU
Molecule: messenger RNA, 1519 nt
Organism: Nipponia nippon (crested ibis)
Lineage: Eukaryota; Metazoa; Chordata; Aves; Pelecaniformes; Threskiornithidae
Source: RefSeq, a predicted model, not a curated record